AGUGUAGCCUACUGUACCAACAGCUUCAGUUGACCUCCAAAGGAGGUUUAUUGGCAGGCAUGUUGUACUGUAUUAGAUCUGCGCGUUAUAAAUUUAGUAAGAUCAGUUCAAAUCAGUUGGUCUCUAAGGAAGUUGAUGGUUUCAAUCCGGGACAGUAGAGGCAGUGUGUUCAGUAAUGGCUGACGGCAGAGAGAGUUGUAACAGCAGGUUUUGAAAUCGGACAACAGUCACUGUGAAAUAAAAUCCAAGAAGCAUUAUUCGGCAAAAUGUCCAAAAUGAAAAGCGCAGAGACAGUGAAGGUGGUUGUCAGAUGCCGGCCGAUGAAUGAGAAAGAGACUUCUGCUAGAUUUGAUAGAGUAGUUUCUGUUGAUGUGAAAUUGGGACAGAUCUCCGUGAAGAAUCCUAGGGGGAUGCCCAAUGAGCUGCCCAAGACCUUCACGUUUGAUUCUGUGUAUGACUGGAAUUCUAAGCAGUUGGAACUGUAUGAUGAGACAUUCCGGCCUCUGGUAGAUUCCGUCCUACUGGGUUUUAAUGGCACUAUAUUUGCAUAUGGCCAGACGGGUACUGGGAAAACAUACACAAUGGAGGGGGUGCGCAAUGAUCCAGAGAGGAAAGGAGUCAUCCCUAAUUCCUUUGAGCAUAUAUUCACACACAUUUCCAGGUCCCAGAACCAACAGUAUCUUGUUAGAGCUUCGUAUUUGGAAAUUUAUCAAGAGGAGAUCAGAGAUUUGUUAUCAAAAGACCAAGCCAAAAGACUGGAGCUAAAAGAAAGACCUGAUACCGGUGUUUAUGUAAAAGACUUGUCGUCCUUCGUUACCAAAAGCGUUAAAGAAAUAGAACAUGUCAUGAAUGUUGGCAAUCAGAACCGGUCAGUGGGAGCCACCAACAUGAACGAGCACAGUUCUCGAUCACAUGCUAUUUUUUUGAUAACCAUUGAGUGCAGCGAAUUGGGACUUGAUGGGGAGAAUCACAUUAGAGUAGGAAAACUGAACCUGGUAGACCUCGCGGGCAGUGAACGUCAAACCAAAACAGGAGCCCAGGGGGAAAGGUUAAAGGAAGCAACGAAGAUCAACUUGUCCCUUUCAGCUUUGGGAAACGUGAUAUCUGCCCUUGUGGAUGGCAAGAGCACCCACAUCCCUUACCGCGAUUCCAAACUCACCCGUUUGCUUCAGGACUCCUUGGGAGGCAAUGCCAGGACAGUCAUGGUUGCCAAUGUUGGCCCAGCCUCUUACAAUGUCGAAGAGACCCUAACAACAUUGCGCUAUGCCAACCGGGCUAAAAACAUCAAGAACAAACCCAAAGUGAAUGAGGACCCCAAAGACGCCCUGCUGCGGGAGUUUCAGGAAGAGAUAGCUCGCUUGAAGGCUCAGCUGGAGAAGAGAUCGGGGAAGAGGAGUAAGAAGAGCCAGCGGAGGCAUGUGGGAGAGGGAGGAGAGGAGCUGGACGAAGAGGAUGAGGAUGAGGUGGAAGUAGAUGACAAGGAUGACUCGGAUUACUGGCGAGAGCAGCAAGAAAAGCUUGAAAAGGAGAGGAAGGCCAUCCAGGAGGACCACAGCUUGGUGGCAGAGGAGAAACUGAAGCUGCUGAAGGAGAAGGAGAGAAAGAUGGAAGACUUGAAAAGAGAAAAGGAAGCCAGUGAGAUGCUGUCAUCCAAAGUGAAGGCUAUGGAGAGUAAGUUACUUGUUGGAGGUAAAAAUAUUGUUGAUCAUACAAAUGAACAACAAAAAGUACUGGAGCAGAAACGACAAGAAAUUGCAGAGCAGAAACGACGAGAGAGGGAGAUGCAACAGCAGAUGGAUUGUCGUGAUGAAGAGACCCUGGAACUGAAAGAGACCUACAGUUCUCUACAACAAGAAGUGGACAUAAAAACCAAGAAGCUAAAAAAGCUGUUUGCUAAGCUGCAGGCAGUAAAAGCAGAGAUCCAUGAUCUACAGGAAGAACACAUUAAAGAGAGACAAGAACUGGAACAAACGCAGAAUGAGCUCACCAGGGAACUCAAACUGAAGCACCUUAUAAUCGAGAACUUCAUCCCAAUGGAAGAGAAGAGUAAGAUCACAAACAGGGCGUUUUUUGAUGAGGAGGAGGAUCGAUGGAAAUUGCACCCCAUAACUCGCAUUGAGGACAAUCAGCAGAUGAUGACGAGACCUGUCUCUGCUGUGGGCUACAAAAGGCCCCUGAGCCAGCAUGCCAGAAUGUCAAUGAUGAUGAGACCUGAGGCUAGAUAUAGGGCAGAAAAUAUCCUGCUGUUAGAGCUGGAUAUGCCCAGCCGGACCACCAGGGAGUAUGAAGAGCCGGCAAUUGCCCCGAAAGUGGCCGCGGCGCUGGAAGCCGCUCUGCAGGAUGAAGAUGAAAUUCAUGUUGAUGCCUCAACUUUUGAAAGUUUUGGCAGCAAAAAAUCGAAGUCCAGGCCAAAAACUGGAAAGAAGGCUGGCACCCCCACUUCCUCUUCAUCCCCAGGGAGCUCAGGAUCUCUACUUUACCCACAAUCUCGUGGCCUUGUUCCGAAGUAAACGCAUAUUUUUCUUUGUGUGGGGGAGGGAGGGGGCUGAAACUUUUCACAACAAUAGCAGGGCAUACAGAAAAGCACUGAUGUUGUUUUUUCUUAUUUUGUAAACUGAAUAACUCGCCCAAAUUGAGUUUGCGGUGUGUGUAUAGUAUAUACAUUUAUAUCAUAAACGUCUCUAAAAACCUGUUUUCUUAAGUAGUAACUCCUGAUAUCAGUGCAGUGAAAUAAUUCUAAACAUAGAGACUUUACCUGCACGGUGAAAAAUCAUUUAUAAAAACAUAUAAACUGUGGAGUUGAUACCUACUAUAAAAUGUCCAGGGUCAACACAGAAAUGCACUGAAGCCUAGCAUUUAUUUUAUUCUAAAGCCACAUCAAGCUUGCAAGUGGUAGACAAAAUUUCGGAUCCUCUUACACUGCCCCUGAUGUUUCUUGUAAAUGGGGCUGCCCUUGUUCUCAGCUUGGAAGCAGUAUUCAGAAGAGUAGUUCGGCUUUGCUGGGACCCACAGGGAGUGCUGCAUUUGCCUUUGCGCUUCCACAGGGUUAAGGAGUGAAAUUAGCUGGUGAUGGGUUGCCUCAUUUCGCUUUAGUAACUCCUACUGGUCUGGUGUUGACUUCCCAAGCUUGGUGCUUGCAUUACGGGUCCAGUAGCUUCAUAACAACCAUUGCUUCGGUUCAACAAGUGAAAAAGGUGAUUGGCUGGAAGGCAGAAACAGAAGUGGCUCCCUGAUCUGUAAGUGGGUACAGGGGUGAAGUUGUGCAGAAAAUUCUAUGUCUUUUACCCUUGGAUAGUGCCAGUGCUUGCUGCUAUUAUUAUUAGAUGACAUUACCCCUAUUCUUACAUACGUACAGUAUAUGUAUAUAUGGAAUGGAUACCUCAUAUAAACUGAGGAGAUAUAUUGUAUUAAAAAAAAAAAAAAAACUUAGACAACAUUGCAGAUUUAUAGGCUCUAAUUUGAGUUUUUUUUUUUAAAGAUGAAUGUAGAUAAACUGAAUUUUGUGUUUUGUUUGUUUUUUUGUUUACUGCACAGAUAGCAUUUUUGAGGAAUGUAUCGUUUAAAGGUUAUGUAUACAUUUUUGUGUAUCCUUUUUUAUGUGAAUUUUUCGAGAUGAACUCUACAUAAGUGCACUAAAAAAAAAAAAAACCUUUUGGAUAGCUUUACAUUUGACUGUGUACCAAACUGUACUUGGAAAGAAAUACGCAAGUGGGUUAUGUUGCAAUACACUGAACUACAUGUUUCACUAUGUUAAUGAGCCUAUAUAGGUUUCUAGUUACCGCACCAUUAUACUUUAUCAAUUCCAGUUGUUCUUCCAGGUUUGUUUCCUCAGUCUCUUGUAUAUACAUGUAGGUACAGUAGCAGUCUGGAAAACUCAAGUCCAGCAUCGGUAGAUUUUAAUUUUGUAAAAUAAUAGUAAUAUUAAAAUCUGGACAAAGAACUGUGAUUCUUACAGAUGCUUACUUAUCCCCAUCCUCAACUAACUUCUCUCAAUUCACUGUUUUGUACAUUUAAAGCAUGAGUCUACAAAUAUUUUGGGCUUGUCAGCAUAAUAGUGGGGGGGGGGGGGGGAAAUGGGACACUACUUGCAGUUCUUAUUUUAAUGUUCAAAUACUAUAAAAACAUCAACUUUUCAAAUUAGUCACUUACACUGAAACUAGAGUCCUUUUGCAUAUCCUGUGAAAAAUGUCACGUAAGCAUAAAUGUUUGUUUGAAUCACACAUUAACCAUGUCCCUGGUACAAAAAUUCAAUAAGUCUGUUUCCAGCUGAUCCAACUGUAUGAUGGAACUGCUGAUCCCCUUCUGUCUUUGAAUUUACUAUCCUUGGUUAAUUUUUAUUAAAAACAAAAGCAAAACAAAAG
Acipenser ruthenus (sterlet) is the source of this 4361-nucleotide messenger RNA. RefSeq names its product kinesin-like protein KIF3B. Gene Ontology annotation, biological process: microtubule-based movement. The record is from RefSeq and is a predicted model, not a curated record. Bases 267 to 2510 code for a protein of 747 amino acids. NCBI's taxonomy places the organism in Eukaryota, Metazoa, Chordata, Actinopteri, Acipenseriformes, Acipenseridae. The transcript is spliced from 9 exons. Gene Ontology annotation, molecular function: microtubule motor activity; microtubule binding; ATP binding.